Durotheca rogersii is the source of this 471-nucleotide messenger RNA. RefSeq lists its product as uncharacterized. The record is from RefSeq and is a predicted model, not a curated record. NCBI's taxonomy places the organism in Eukaryota, Fungi, Ascomycota, Sordariomycetes, Xylariales, Xylariaceae. Bases 1 to 471 code for a protein of 156 amino acids. The transcript is spliced from 3 exons.
AUGGCCUCGCAGCUCCCGGCUUUCCCCCGCGCCGUCUUCACCGUCCUCGAGCCCGUCUCCCUCGUCGGCGGCUUCUUGGGGCCCUUUGUCGACGCCGACUGGUUCGUCGCCUCCCAGCUCCCCGUCGCCGCCCCUGGCUACGACGACAACGCCCGUCUCGUCGCUCUGCAGCUAGGCAACGCCUACGGCCUACUCUUCCUGCUCGGCGUCGCCGUGCUCUACACCACCACCGAGCUCAGAGUCGUCCGGAACUACCUCGUCGCCCUAUGGAUCGCGGACAUCAGCCACGUUGGUGUGACCUGUUGGACGCUCGGGUAUGAGAGGGCCGUCGAUGUCGGCUCCUGGAACGCCGUGACCUGGGGCAACGUCGGCUUUACGACCUUCCUCUGCCUCACUAGAACCGCCUAUCUCCUCGGUCUCUUCGGUCCGGAUCGCCAACAGGCCCCUCCCGCGACCAAAAAGAAGGCGUAA